CCUGGAAUUCCCGCUCUGAGGUUACAAAAUCAGUGAGGACAAAACAGGCUGAGGGAAACAGUAGGAGACCGGACACCGAGGAGGAACAGUCACAGUUUAUAGCCCAAUGGAGCCUAUUGGAGUUCUAGUAUGUGUCCUGUGCUGUAUUGUAGUAGGAGCCCAGCCAUCAGACAACAAGUGUGAGAAUCCUAAGCUGGAACAUGGAAGACUUUUUCCCUGGUUAUUCUCAGACCUGUCAAUAAACACGGCAAUUAGAUAUCGAUGUGAUGAAGGUUAUGUUGCGGCAAACCAAGUCAGUAAAAGUUAUGGAUCAGCCAAAUGCACCAACACUGGGUGGGACCCUGAACCCAAGUGCUUGGGGCCAUGCUCUACUUCCAAGGAGGACAUGAACGCAAAUGGUAUUAGAACGGGCUUCGUUUUUUUGUGGACAAGGUCCCCAAUAGAACAUGGAGACAGCAUUUUAUUUAGAUGUGUGCCAGGAUAUGGGAUAUCUGAUCCCAGCCUGUUAAGGGUGCAGUGCAAUGAUGGCGUUAUCCCUUACCCUAAGUGCACCAAAUUAGAGGGCUGCGGGCCCCCACCAAUAGUGCUGCACGGGGAAACAGUACAAGACCGAGUGAAGUCAUAUGAACACGGCUCAGUAAUGACGUAUAAGUGCCCACUAUCCUAUACACUUGAAGGAAACCAAAACAUUACAUGUAGAAAUGGGAAAUGGGAUGAUCUACCGGCCUGCAAAGGGCCGUGCAGGCUUUCUGAGGAAGAGAUGGAAGCAAACGGUAUCAGAGGUGGCUUGUUUCUCUGGUGGAGACAGUCGACAUUACAUCACGGAGACAGGGUCUCAUUUAGAUGUGUGCGGGGAUACGAUAUAUCCGAUUUCAAGCUAUUAAGAGUACAAUGUGAUAACGGCGUUAUCCCUUACCCUAAGUGCAGCAAGCCAGAGAGCUGCGGGCCCCCACCAGUAGUGCCACACGGGGAAACAGUACAAGACCGAGUGAAGUCGUAUGAACACGGCUCAGUAAUGACGUAUAAGUGCCCACAAUACUAUGCACUUGAAGGAAACCAAAAUGUUACGUGUAGAAGUGGAAAAUGGGAUGAUCCACCGGCCUGCAGAGAGCCAUGUGUAGUUAACAGCAAGGACGUGGAAGAAAACAAUAUCAGGCUGCUGUGGCUAGGCACUGAGAAACAAUAUGUCCAGCAUGGAGAUUACAUUAGAUUUCGUUGUUUAAGGGGAUAUGGGAUUCCUGACUACAAUAUGCUCACAGUAAAGUGCCACCAAGGUAUCGUGGCCUAUCCCAAGUGCACUGCACAAGGUAAGCCAUGAAUGAACAUAAUUGGGGCAACCGGCCAAUGUGCCUAUUUACUGGCAACUCUUCCACUUGCACCACAUGUAACAAAAGGGAAGGAAUAUGCAGAAGUGAAACAAAGAUUGAUCUUUGAGUAUUUUUACUUGCCAUUGUAUGUAAGAUUUAUGAUAAAGGUGUUUCUUCCCUUAUGUAAACCCAUAAACUGGUGAUAACAUAUUUCGUAACCACAUUUUCUCAAAUAAAUUCACUACUGAUUUUGUA
Messenger RNA from Xenopus tropicalis (tropical clawed frog), 1562 nucleotides. Its product is annotated as coagulation factor XIII B chain. NCBI's taxonomy places the organism in Eukaryota, Metazoa, Chordata, Amphibia, Anura, Pipidae. The transcript has 8 exons. The record is from RefSeq and is a predicted model, not a curated record. The coding region runs from base 107 to 1318 and encodes 403 amino acids.